Rhinichthys klamathensis goyatoka is the source of this 1039-nucleotide messenger RNA. RefSeq lists its product as uncharacterized. Lineage: Eukaryota; Metazoa; Chordata; Actinopteri; Cypriniformes; Leuciscidae. The record is from RefSeq and is a predicted model, not a curated record. Bases 488 to 907 code for a protein of 139 amino acids. The transcript has 3 exons.
GAGGAUUUGCUUCUUAAAUUUUCAUUAAAUGGAAUAUGGCCUGAAGACUCAGACACACUAAUACCACACACAUAAGAGCAUUGAGACUGACUCUUCUGUCACAGUGAGAAACUGGGCGUGAAAGUGUUUAUCUGGGGCUUUGGGAUUAUCAUUGAGCAAAUUACCACUGAUCCAGCAGAGGGUCUCAGGCAGACUGUGUGCUUCUGGCAGGGACUGGAGACUCUCUCUCUAGGGUUUAAGAAGGAUGGGAAAAACGAGGGGCAAAUGACUGUAUACUUAAUUUCGAUGUGACAUAUGUACUCUAUUCUUAAUGGCUCAUUAUUGAUUCUUCCUUUUUGAUAGUACGCCCCUCCCCUUUUCCUGUGGAGUAUCUUUUGUGUGUUUUGUUUGAGAGUGGUGGCUCAUGCUGAAAGAGGCAGAGAGCACUACUCCCAGGAGGAUUCAUCUCACUUCCAGCCCUGAGUGACUUUUUCCUCCAGCUGCACCAAUGACUCUCCAUACACGCCUGCUGCACGGAUAUGGACUGUAUUAUUUCUUGGCAUUGCUGACACUUUUGAUGUCACAAGUUGAUGGGCUGCAGUGUUAUGCCUGUAACAUUGUGCAUAACCAGAGGUAUGUGGAUGUAGGCUGCUCCAGCCCCGAAGUCAUCACCUGCUCCCACUCUCACAAGGGCUUUAAGCAUCGCUUCUGCAUCAGGACAGAAAGUGUUGCAUUGGGAGUCAUGCUGACCAGUGGCUGUGCCACAGCCCGACACUGCCACACGGAGGAGCUGCCGGGAGUCAACAUACACUGCUGCGCCUCUGAUCUGUGCAACAGUGCCACCCGCUGGAGAACAACCAUACUGAUGCCUAUGUGCUCAUUGACGUUUGCUCUGUUGUUUCAAAGUGGGAUACUGUCGACAAAAUGACUUAGAACUUCAAACUUAACGGCAAAAUCACGGCAGCUACGCUUGGAUUCAAGACAUAAAGGAGGGUACCUUGAAAAUAUAAUUAUAUAAUAUCUGUGAGAACACAGUCUCUGAAGUAGCCUAUUGUGUGUG